Molecule: messenger RNA, 1385 nt
Organism: Dendronephthya gigantea
Lineage: Eukaryota; Metazoa; Cnidaria; Anthozoa; Malacalcyonacea; Nephtheidae
Product: vicilin-like seed storage protein At2g18540
Exons: 10
Coding region: 204-1277 (357 amino acids)
Source: RefSeq, a predicted model, not a curated record
AGGAUCUGAGGGGUUGGAACGUAAGCUAUUUGUCAUUUUUCUUGCUUGUAGUGCGAAGGUUGGGCCUGUCUUUUGCUGUUCGUCGUUAGCAUCGCUAAGCAAGCCAGCGCUUCGUGUUUCAAUCAUUUCUGCGUUGACAAAGCAGUUACAGUUGCCUUAAUAAAACACCACGUUAAGACAUUUGACAUUUAGACUGUUAAAAGAUGAGUGAUCGACGAUCAAGACGUGGUGGCGACGAUGAUGACGACUUGGCCAAACAACGUGAAAAACGUAGAUUAGAACGUGAAGAACGGAGAAGCCAGCGUGAAGCUGAAGCUAAUCAGGCGGAUGCUGAACGGCAAAAAGCCAGAGAAGAAAGACGCAAGAAGAGAGAGUCUGGUGAUGACGCGGGUUCUGCAAAAUCACGCCGCCAAGAAGAAGAUGAUAAAAAGGCGAAGCAAGAACAAGAACGAAGAAAAAAAGAGGAAGAUGCAAGGAAACAACGGGAACAGGAGGAGGAAGAAGAAGAAGAAGAGGAAGAACAAGCUCCACCUGCCAAGGGAGGUGAUAAGACUGACGGUCCCAAAACUGCAUUUGGAAAGAUUGAUGAUGAUCGAAAACGUCGAAUCAUUGACUCUCUGAUUGAUCGUCUGUACGAACUCGCCGAGGAGAGGGAUGCAAAGAACAAACCUGAUGCAAAGACCGCUACAUCCGGGGCAUCAACUGCUGACAUCAGCUCACUCGAUCUCAAAGUGCGCUCAUUGCGCACGCGCCUACGCAACGCCGAAAAUGCUACGGAGAACUUAGCGAAACAGCAGAGAGAUGUUGAAAUGAAAAUUAAAAUGAAUCAUCAAGAGGUGGAACGACUUCGUAAAGAAUAUGGAGUCGCUGAAGCCGAGUAUAACGAAGCCAUUAAGAAUGGUGCUGUUGUGCCCGAGGCGCCUAAACGCGGACGAGGUGCGGGCGCUGGAAAAGGCGCAGGCUUCUUUGAUGUGGUUAAGAAAGCGCAAUCGUCUCUCUGGGAAGACAAGUUCCGUGCUUUCAAGGAAAAGCAACGCGAAUCUGCAGCGAACCAACCAAAUUGGGUUAAUAACUUACGAAAGAGUGAUAAUAUCAUUGGAACAACUGUCAUGAAGCGUGAGGAUCCUGAAAAGAAGAAGGAAAAAGCAGCUUGGCAAAACCAACCAAAACUUCACAAAGCCGUCAUUGAUCCACGUGCCAAGAAGGAAGCAGAGCCCGCGGGCGCCAAGAAACCCGCAUGGUCAGGUGUUUCCUUGAAAAAGGCCGAAAAGAAAUAGACUGCAAACAAACGUUUUGAUUUUGAAAUCUUUUACUUUUAAAGUGAUAUAAGCCAUAACUUUGGUACAAGAAUCUAUGUACUUUGAAUAAUAAAAAUGAGGAAAAUA